UUCAUCCUCGGAUGUAGAAUAGACACCCCCCGUGUCCCAUCCUCACCCUAGGCCUAGGCCCUAUCACAAGUCUUCCAAAUUACCAUCUUCCAAUCACUAAACUCUAAACAAAACCAUUGCAUGAUUUGCAAUCUUCCUUAUUUUAUUCUCCUCGAUUCUCUUCCUCUUCUGCUAGCUGUUGAUGCAAAUACAUUUAACUAAUCAUCGUCAUCAUCAAUUCAUCAUCUCCACAUUCACAAACAAAAUUGGCAAUUAAGCCCAAUAAACUAACAGCUCACCUUAUUACCAAAUCCAUUUCCCAAAAAAAAUCCCAAAAGAAAUCCCAAAAUUUUCCCCCUAUUUAUAGAUGAUUAUGAUGAAAUCUAAACCCCCAAUUCUUCCUAUAACCAAUAAUAAUAACAAUAAUCAUAUUCACCCAUCAUCAUCAUUUCUGGGUUCUUCAACAAUGUUUGUUCAAAGAUCUAAUUAUGAAUUACCCACUUCCCAUCUUCUAAUUUCUCAAAUUGAUGAUGAUUUUAAUUCUAAUUCCAUUGAAAAAAAACCCCUUCUUUCUAAAGCUUUCAGCUUUGCCGGAGGAUCACCCCCUUCAACCACCCAACAACAGCGCCGCCGCCGAAGCGCUAGCGAUGAUAAUCUGCAUUUGAUUUCAAAUGGGGAGGAAAAUGAGGGUGAAUCUGUUGCUACCAGUGUUGAGCAUGCUGCUGCUGAGACUUUUUUGAUCACUCGUCUCAGUUUUAAGCUUCUUGGUUAUCUGGGGGUAGGUUACAGAUGGAUCAUAAGAUUCUUUGCCCUUGGUUGUUAUGCCAUUUUUCUGAUGCCUGGUUUUAUUCAAGUUGGCUAUAAGUAUUUUUGUUCAAGUCGUAUCCGCAGAGGUAUAGUCUAUGGUGAUCAACCUAGAAACAGUCUUGAUCUAUACUUGCCCAAGAAUAACAAUGGGCCAAAGCCAGUUGUUGCAUUUGUAACGGGUGGAGCCUGGAUAAUUGGUUACAAAGCAUGGGGUUCUCUUCUGGGGCAACAAUUAUCUGAUAGAGACAUUAUUGUUGCAUGCAUUGAUUAUAGAAAUUUUCCUCAGGGUACAAUGAGUGCUAUGAUAGAAGAUGCUUCCCGUGGAAUAUCAUUCGUCUGCAAUAAUAUCGAAGAAUAUGGAGGUGAUCCUAAUAGGAUAUAUUUGAUGGGGCAGUCAGCUGGUGCUCAUAUUUCUGCUUGCACUCUUGUUGAGCAAGCCAUCAAAGAGGCAGGUGGUGAAGGAGAAAGUGUUUCUUGGAGUGUUUCCCAGAUAAGAGCUUAUUUUGGAUUAUCAGGAGGGUACAAUUUGCUAAACCUAGUUGAUCACUUCCACAGUAGGGGUUUAUACCGUUCCAUAUUUUUGAGUAUUAUGGGUGGGGAGCAUUCGUUGCGGCAUUACUCGCCUGAAGUCGUGGUGCAGGAUCCAAAUGUUAGAAGUGCUGUUUCAAUAUUACCUCCAAUGACCCUAUUCCACGGGACUGGUGACUAUUCCAUUCCAUCAGACGCUAGCGUAAAAUUUGCUGAAACACUGCAAGGACUUGGCGUAGAAGCUCAAGCAAUAUUGUAUGAAGGAAAGACUCAUACUGAUGUUUUUCUCCAGGAUCCAAUGAGGGGUGGUGAUGACCCAAUGUUUGAAGAUUUAGUUGCUAUAAUUCAUGCCGAAGAUGAAGAAGCACUUGCCAAUGAUGCAGUGGCACCUCAAAGGAAACGCCUUGUGCCAGAAUUUAUGUUGAAAUUGGCUCGUGCUGUUAGUCCCUUCUAAUUGUUUUAGAAAUUUAUUUUACAAUUUGAAGAAACCAGAUGUCAUACCAUUAGUUCAGCUGUUUUUUAGCAGCCAUUCUUUGUAUAUAGUUGUCUGUAAUUUGAGUUCUAUAUAGACUAUUUUUGUAACCGAAUUAGGCCCUAACUUUCUAUACUAGGUCUGAGAAGAAUCGGUAAUGUAAUGUAAUCAGUUUUUUUGGAAAUAUGCAACUUUAGACUCAACUCUAGACUCUUGAUAUACUAGUAUAUUUUCUUC
Molecule: messenger RNA, 2023 nt
Organism: Chenopodium quinoa (quinoa)
Lineage: Eukaryota; Viridiplantae; Streptophyta; Magnoliopsida; Caryophyllales; Amaranthaceae
Product: probable isoprenylcysteine alpha-carbonyl methylesterase ICMEL2
Exons: 11
Coding region: 347-1768 (473 amino acids)
Source: RefSeq, a predicted model, not a curated record